Messenger RNA from Bursaphelenchus okinawaensis, 2429 nucleotides. Lineage: Eukaryota; Metazoa; Nematoda; Chromadorea; Rhabditida; Aphelenchoididae. The record is from the annotation of a GenBank genome assembly.
AUGGCCGCUGGGAGUUUGAUGGCAUUAUUCGAGAAGAGCCAAGUGUUUGGGGCCGUUCAGGCUGACGAAUGUCAGUUGUCGCUCUCGGAUCAAAAGCACAACGAAACGCCGGAUUCCGGUCUUGUCUACCUUUUGCAUACCCGGUUGUCGUUAUUGCAUAUUGGCUCUUUUUCCUUGAUCAUUAGGCUGACCUUUAGCUGGAGUCCACAUCUGGCCGUUUCGGUUCAUUUCCUCUUACGCAACAUGUUUCAAGGCAUUACGAAGGUAGUGGUGGGGGUACGGUUGGCCACAAAUGUGCAUGAAUCACAUGGAUUCUCGGAAAACAACGCCCUCAGGUGUUGGUUGCCGCGAAUAUUAUGUUUUGCACAUUUUACUAUAAUUUUGUGGCCGGAGGCUCGUUUGGUCACUUAAUGCCUUUUGCAUAAGAUUCCGACCACGCAACUCGCAUAUUCGAAUUUGCGGGUCUUAAUACGCUUUUCGUUGUUUUGUUCGUGGAAUGGAUAACAACCCCAAUUAGCUAUCUAGCCGAUUUGUUUCAGUCUCUCCAAAAUUUGCAUGAGAGGCCAAACGCUUCUCAAGUUGGUGCCCCUGGCAUUCGUUUUGUUGAUACUCUGCCACGCCGAGAGUACGGAGAAGGAGCCGGUUGGCCAGAACCUGAUCAUUUUGCUGAUCGAUGGAUACGGUGCCAGUUUGUUCAACAAAACCGACUCGAAACUGCAAAAUGGAGCACAAACUUUGAUCAAGAAUGGCGUUCAAGCAGAGUACUUGAAGCCAGUGUUUCCGUCACAAAGCUAUCCAAAUUGGUUCAGUUUAAAUACAGGUAUGCUUUCCUACUGUAUGUUCGUAUUUAUAGGUAUUAUAAUGUAACUUUGGUAAGCAAAAUUUAUUAUUUUGUAGGAUUAUAUGUUGAAAACCACAACUUCACUGCCGACUUUAUGUACGAUCCAAAACGAGACGUGUACUUCCAAAGAGAUGAAGGACCAAAUGACACUGACUACCAAUGGUGGACAGGAGGACCAGACCCGAUCUGGUACACGGCUGGCAAGAAGCACGUUGACGUUCACUGCUAUUGGUACGCCAAUUGUCACGUAAGUUCAAUUUUCCUUAAAUUGACCUGAUAAUUUGAAGAGACCACAUGGUGACAUGAUGGUACAAGUACCAAAAACACGUCAACACAGCUUCAAAAGUGAAAAGAACUACGACUUGUUCGCUUACUUGCCAAGAAUCAUGAAACAUAUCAAGAAGUACCAAGUGUACCGUCAACAGUUGGUGCUAUUAAGGUACAAUGGUCUCGCAAAAGCUUUGAGACUUUUCGGAGAUGACAGUGAUGCUGGGCGACAAGCUUUGGCCAGUACCGAUGCCCAGAUCAGAAAGAUUCAGGUAAGAAUUGUCAUUUUUGUAGAAUCAUAUGACCAUAAAAAGCAAAGUAAUGACACGUGUAAUUUAUUACCUUCACAUAAAUUACAGGAAGAAAUGGAGAGCUACGAGUUGUUAGACUCUACCAACUUGAUCGUUCUUUCUGAUCACGGUUUGAAGAAGAUCAGUGAAGAUCACCAGUUCUUCCUCGAGGAAUGUCUUGCGGACAUCACCAAGAUCAAAAGGGUCGUCAACAACCUCGCCUUCACCUUCGUCUACCCGGAACCCGAGGCUGAAGAUACAGUAUACUUUGAGUUGAGGGUAUGCGAUCAAUGGGCGGCCAUGGGCGAUUACGACGACGAAGAAGAGCCAUCUGUAGCAGUCUACCGUAAAAACGAGAUACCAGACAAAUAUCAUUGGAAGGAUUCCCGAUUUAUCGCUCCGAUUGUUCUCGUAGCCAAGCCUGGUGCCGUUAUCUUAACGGUAGGAGCAUAAAAACAUAGUUUUAUGUAAAGUAAUGUAAACGUAUAAACAAUAAAAAAUUGGAAAAAUGUUUAACAACAAAUACUUUUAUUAAAGUUGUUAUAAUUUGUUUGUUUUCAGACACAAAUUCCAUCUACCGACGUCAGCGAAGCCCAAGGCCGAGAGCUGAGAAUGAUCGGCGGCUGGGACAAUGAAGAACAAGAUUUAAGUGGCAUUUUUAUGGCCAGGGGACCAGGUAAACAAAUUACAAUUAAUCACUAUUGCAUCUAUAUAUAACACGCAUUCUUGGCGUUUGAUCAAGCUUAGAAGCUUUUAUUAUUAAAGAAGUGUUAUAACAAUCAAUUUAAAAUAUUUCAGCCUUCAAAACCGACUUCAAAGCAGGACCAAUUGACCUAGUGGACGUGUACCAACUAGCCUUGAAUAUUAUUGGUGUUGAAGCUAGCCACCCUCACAACGGCACGUGGGAGAACGUGGAAGAGCUUCUGGCCGACGGUUGGGAAGAUCGACAGGUCGAACCCGACAGUGCCGUUAGCCUACUGCCUUGUACGUCACUGUUCGUGAUGACACUGCUGAGUUUAUGGCAUUUUUGA